CAAAGUUGAAAAAGAAGCGUUCACUAUUUCGUAGCAGGUGCCAUUGCACUCUCCUUCGCUUUGCUCCACUCCCUCCACCUUUCGAUUCCCAAGUCUAGAGAGUCCAACCCUCGAAUCCAAUCUCUCUCUCUUUCUGUUUGUAUAUUUAUAAAAGGAUCAGACCGCAUCUCGUCUCUUUACGGAGGAAAUCGCAUCUUCCAGGGAGGAAAACCAUAAAAAUACAGUAAGAAAGGAAGAGAAAAGGGUUUCCGUCUCGUUAAGAAUAGAGAGAAGCUAUAGCCUGCGACUCGAAUUCGAAUGGCAUCUGUCUGAAGUAUAAAUUCUGAAGAAGUAUAAUCUCUAUAUGGAGUUGACGUUCAAAAUGUACCAAACCCUUAUGGUGUAGGAAAAGCUAUCGGUGGAAGUGAGUUUUAACUGGAUCAACUUGUGUGGGAAAAUCAUUGUUAUUUACCAGACAACGUCUGCUUACUAAGAGUAUAAUGGAUCAGCAAGCUCAUGGACAGCCCCCUGUCAUGGGAGUGGUUGGUAGUGGAGCGCAAAUGCCAUAUGGUGCAAACCCAUAUCAAGCUAACCAAAUGAUGGGGGCCAACCCUUCUGGAUCAGUUGUCCCAUCUGUUGGUUCCAUUCAAUCUUCGGGUCAGCCAGCAGGUUUCACAGCCUCCCCUGCUCAGCUUGCACAACACCAACUUGCUUAUCAGCAUAUUCACCAGCAGCAGCAGCAGCAACUACAGCAACAACUCCAGUCUUUUUGGACAAGUCAAUACCAAGAAAUUGAGCAGACAACUGACUUCAAGAACCAUAGCCUACCACUGGCAAGGAUCAAGAAGAUCAUGAAGGCUGAUGAGGAUGUACGAAUGAUAUCUGCAGAAGCACCUGUCAUAUUUGCCAGGGCCUGUGAGAUGUUCAUCUUGGAGUUGACACUGCGUUCAUGGAAUCACACAGAGGAGAACAAGCGCCGGACACUCCAGAAGAAUGACAUUGCAGCAGCGAUUACAAGGACUGAUAUCUUUGAUUUUCUGGUCGAUAUUGUGCCCAGAGAGGAUCUGAAGGAUGAGGUACUUGCCUCAAUGCCUAGAGGGGGGUCCCUGCCAGUUGGAGGUCCAGCUGAACCUCUUCCGUAUUACUAUAUGCCACCUCAGCAUUCGCCACAGGUUGGAACUCCAGGGAUGAUCAUUGGUAAGCCUGUGGUGGAUCAAGCACUAUAUGCUCAACAGGGUCAUCCUUACAUGUCUCAGCAGAUGUGGCCUCAACCACCACAGCAACAGCAGCAGCCACCACCCUCAGAUUCUUGAGUGGAGAGGACAGUAGCUUUAGCUUGCGUUGGGGGAAAAAAAUGUAAGUGGAAUCUAUAAUCUGUCAGCGAAUAGUUGGGAGAACAGUGGUAAGUGAACAAACUAUAUUUGUAAUUGCUUGGUUUUAGGAUAGUAUGCGACCCCCAAUGGCUUAUAUAAGAACAGAUGGAACAAAGCAUGGCUUUUGGCUUUGGGCUUUUGUUCAAUUCCUUCAUCUUAAAGUAUGUUAAGAUAAUUUUUACCCGUUAAUUAUUGCGCUCCUUAUGAAGAAAGCAUUGGGCUUACUUGGUUUUGCGGAACUUUGGGG
Molecule: messenger RNA, 1599 nt
Organism: Telopea speciosissima
Lineage: Eukaryota; Viridiplantae; Streptophyta; Magnoliopsida; Proteales; Proteaceae
Product: nuclear transcription factor Y subunit C-3-like
Exons: 4
Coding region: 480-1292 (270 amino acids)
Biological process (GO): regulation of DNA-templated transcription
Cellular component (GO): nucleus
Molecular function (GO): DNA binding; protein heterodimerization activity; DNA-binding transcription activator activity, RNA polymerase II-specific
Source: RefSeq, a predicted model, not a curated record